Chara braunii is the source of this 1169-nucleotide messenger RNA. Lineage: Eukaryota; Viridiplantae; Streptophyta; Charophyceae; Charales; Characeae. The record is from the annotation of a GenBank genome assembly.
ACAUAACAUCAAUGUGUUUGCAGGCCAAAAGCUCGACGAUAAAAUAUUGGAAUUUCGAGCGCCUUUCUACACAUUCUAAAGGGCACCGUCUCGUUGCAUUGAUUGGCUCAUGCCUCAACCUCCGACCGGUGGUCAACAUCCGGGAGGCGGUGGAGGAGGUGACGGAGGAGACGACUUAGGAUCUGGUGGAGGAGGUGACGGAGCAGACGAGUCAGGAUCUGGUGCUGACAAAGCAGAGGGGAAGGGGUCGGGCGGAGAGGGUUCUGGAGAAAAGCGAUCUGUCGGAAAGUGGUCAGGCGAAACAUCGUCGGAAUCAAAGGGGUCUGACGGAAAAGGAUCCGGUGGAAAGGGGUCGGGCGGAAAGGGGUCGCGCGGAAAGUGUAGAAAGUUCGGGAGUCACGAGUCUACGAGAACUGAAAGCCACUGCGAAGGGAGUCGAGAUUCCGACAUGCGAGACGAGGCCACCCUGAGGUCUUAUCAAGUGAGAGUAGAUUCGCACUUGUCUGCGAGGACUUUGUUUUGCGAUGUCGAGGAGAGUCCGUGCCACAGUACGCAGCCGGCAUAUCCUGUGGACGACACCUUGCUCAGGCACCUCUUGGAAGAAGGCGAACGUCUGCAGUGUACGACAGCAUCUCCUGAGCGGCAAAACCAUUCCUUACCGGGAACUGCGUCUUCGUUUUGCCUGGACACCGGGACGCCUACAUUGCGAAGGAGCGAAGGUGCCAGCAUCAGUUCCUUCAACUCUGGCGAGCGCCGCAAAGUCCGAAUAAAUUCGGAGUUACUGACGUCGCCUUGCGGGCCGUCCGCCGGUAGUGCUCCUCACGCUACACUUCUGCGGGGUGAAGAAAAUGUGAGGUCCAAGCCCCUGCAUAUUCAGUUCGGCACUGUGUUCCCCUGCUCACCGCCGUUCUCAAAUGUUGAGACUCAAGACUGGUCGUCUUGCAAAGUGAUGGAGGGGCCCGCUGCAGGAGCGUUGGAGACCGGGGCUAGCGAGUAUGAACGUCAUGCUUCAGAGGGUGCGUCCAUCGAUUUUGAGAGCAAGAGUACAGCAGCUCCGGGGCAAGAGGAACUCUCACAGGAAACGCAUGUUGUGCAGCGGGAAGAGGAGACUCAACACUAGCCACCUCGCAAAGUGCUAGAGGGGCUCGAUGCAGGAGUCUUGGAGACCG